Grosmannia clavigera kw1407 is the source of this 798-nucleotide messenger RNA. RefSeq names its product meiotic chromosome segregation protein. Lineage: Eukaryota; Fungi; Ascomycota; Sordariomycetes; Ophiostomatales; Ophiostomataceae. Bases 1 to 798 code for a protein of 265 amino acids. The record is from RefSeq and is a predicted model, not a curated record. The transcript is spliced from 3 exons.
AUGCCUCAGCCACCACCACCGGCAUACGAUCCGCUGCCGUUGGACCGGGCGCUCUACGAGACCAUCGCGACGAGCGAGCGCGUGCAGGCCACGGCGCUGACGGUGCCGGUGCGCAGUGGACGGGCGUGGAUCGUGCGAGCUGGUCAGGUAUGCCGCAUCACGACGCCGAUGGGACCACAGGUGGGCGACCUAAAUGUCUGGAACGCACACAACCCGCGCGAGCGGUUCUGGGCUGCUCGCACGCGCCAGCUGCAGCAGAGUCACGGCUACGGUGGCCCCGGUGCCGAUGGCGUCGAUGCCGUCGGUGGCCGCGUCCACGACCUUCUCGGCACGCGCUGCGACCCCUACGUCGACCAGCUCAUCAGCGGGUCCGCGUCCGACGUGCACUGCCACUCCAAUCUCGUCCGUGCUGUUCUCCCGUUCGGUCUACACGAGUCCGACGUCCACGACGUCCUUAAUGUCUUCCAGGUCACCGGGCUCGACAGCAAGGGACGCUACUACAUGGAACCCUGUCCGGCAAAAGCGGGCGACUACUGGGAAUUCUUUGCCGAGAUCGACGUCCUUUGCGCCAUCUCUGCCUGUCCCGGCGGUGACCUUUCCAAUUGGGGCUGGGGCGAGGCCGGCGCCGACAACGGCCUCGACAUGGCCGACUGCUGCCGCCCACUCGUCGUCGAGGUCUACGACAUUGUCGACCGCGAUACCGUCCUCAAGAAUUGGAAGAGCCCCGAGCCCGCCAUUGCCGCCUACAAGGGCGUCCACGGGCUGGUCGGGCCGGACACUGUGACAAAAACACAGUAG